AUAGGUACAAUGUCUAAAAUAUAUCAAGAAAAAAAAAAAAACUAGCGUCAGUCAGUAUAUUUAACACCAUAAUAAUAUUAUAACCUACAAAAAAAUUGUUUUCAUAAAAUAAAAAAUAGCACCUAAAAUAGGCACCUAAAUAUAAUUAAAUCAUGUUGCGGAACUUGAACAAAGUUGCAUUUCCAAGGAAACGAAUAUCAUCAGUAAAUUUUCAGAGAACAUUUCUUACUAAUGAUUACAAGUGCAGCGACGCAUGGAAGGAACGACUCUCAUCACCAAUAUUGAAUAAAGUCAAAUUAAAUGAUUUCUACAACGUUUUAGACCAGAGUUAUGCUACAAAGGGUGUGAUUACCGCCAUAGACGUAGACAUUUUUGCUAAUUCGCUAAAAGAUCCUACUUAUUUGGAAGAACUACGAGAUCUUUUACAUAAGUUGCGACUAUCUGCGGAAACAGGUUACAUUUUAGACUCUACACAUCAUGCAAUAGUAAGAAACUAUAUUGAAUUUGAAAGAAUACAAGAUUUAAUAGAUAUACUAAGGGAUCCUCUUAAUUAUGGGGUAUUUCUGGAUGACUAUGCUGCUAAUAUUUUGUUGGACAAAUUAAUAACAUCAUCAAAAUAUGAAGAAGCUGCUAAUGUCGCAUCCUUGAUAAUGCUUCAAGAAGAUUAUGGAAAUGAUAUAACUUGUAGUCUUUGCCAAUAUGCUUGCUAUAAAUACAUUACAAGUUAUAGUCCUAGGACUCCUGAGAAAACUGAGCCUGAGGGAAAGAAUAAAAAAGUAGAAGAAAUAAAAAUUAGAGUAAAAUAUCUGAGGAAUCCUUAUUUUGAUGACCACUUUGACAUUAAAGAUGUUUAUACAUUAGCUGGGAAGACACUAGCAUGGAUUUCGCAACGAAAUAAUGAUAACCUUUGUUACAACCUGCAAAUCAUAGGAUGGUUGGUUUAUAAAAAAUAUGAUAAUUUGUUUGGGUUAUGCCAAGAAUGUACUAAAACAGAAUCGUUUAAAGUCUAUCCAGAAGUUGUCCAGUUCUUACAAAAAGAAUUAGCCGCAGUGGGAGAUGAAAUAAAAGAAUACUUAAAUGAUUGUGUAUCCACCCUAUCUGAAGCCACACCCAUGGAAGUAUCAUUAGAAGAGUCAAUACAGAUAGCCAUAGAAAAUGCUAUCAAUAAAACUCAAAAUAAUGACAUAUCAGAACAAAAAAAGCUAUUUAAAUUAUGGGCUGCACAGCGGGAGUCAAGUUUACAAGAACAAAUUAAACGCUUGGAUAGAGCUAAACGCAUGCAGCUUAUAGAGCAGAAACAAAACCAACUAAAAGAAGAGGAACAGAGGUUGUGGUUCUUUGACAAUGAAGAUAAAAUUGAUCUUCAAAUUGAGGAAAAAGAAAAGCUUGUAGAGCCCACGGUGGGAAAGAAACAGAUUUCAAAGACCGCAGACGAAAAUUACAUCCCACCAGAAAUUACUCCCCAACGAAAAUAAAAGCUUGAAGAAAUAAAAUCUACAUUUCAUAAUAUGUAUAA
Messenger RNA from Plodia interpunctella (Indianmeal moth), 1516 nucleotides. RefSeq lists its product as uncharacterized. Gene Ontology annotation, cellular component: mitochondrion. NCBI's taxonomy places the organism in Eukaryota, Metazoa, Arthropoda, Insecta, Lepidoptera, Pyralidae. The transcript has 2 exons. The record is from RefSeq and is a predicted model, not a curated record. The coding region runs from base 153 to 1475 and encodes 440 amino acids.